Galdieria sulphuraria is the source of this 1222-nucleotide messenger RNA. RefSeq lists its product as uncharacterized. Gene Ontology annotation, cellular component: cytosol. The transcript has a single exon. The record is from RefSeq and is a predicted model, not a curated record. Gene Ontology annotation, molecular function: sulfurtransferase activity; tRNA binding. The coding region runs from base 97 to 1191 and encodes 364 amino acids. Gene Ontology annotation, biological process: tRNA wobble position uridine thiolation. Lineage: Eukaryota; Rhodophyta; Bangiophyceae; Galdieriales; Galdieriaceae.
UUAUUAGCAAGAAAUGAAAUGUCAUUGCAUUUUCUUAACUAGUAAUUUCAAUAUUUGGUAAUUCAUGAAGAUCAGUUAUUUUUCCAUCCCAUAAGAAUGGCAACAAAGACCCAUCAUUGUGCAAAGUGUCAACAAAGGGCCACCGUUUAUGACGUUGGAGGCUCCAAAUGUGACUCUUGUUUUCAACAGGCUAUUAUACACAACUUUAAAACAACAAUAUCACGCAAAGGAUUGGCCCAGUUUGGUGAUAAUGUAGGAGUAGCAGCGUCAGGAGGAUAUUCUUCUCAAGCUCUCAUUGACCUAUUGGGUAGAAGCUUAUCAGAAAGGGAAGACGGAAAAACUUCUAGAAUGAAGAUGCAAGUCACUAUCUUUCAUAUAGAUUGCGAAUCUCCUUUUCUUAGUUCCAACGCAGGUAUAGAGGUGAUUCAACCUUUGGCAGCAAAGUAUUCCUUUCGUGUCUGUACAGCAAAGGCUAGUCACAGUUGUCAACAGUUGUGGAAACAAGUUGGUGAAUGUCUUGCCUGGAAAGAUGUGAAAGAUAUUGGUGACCUUGAAGAGCUUUCUAGAAUAGUCGUAUAUCGAAUGGUCGCGUUCCUUGCUAAAUCUCAAGGCUGCAAGAUUGUGUUCGAUGGACUAAAUGCUAGCUCUAUCUGUAGAAAUAUUUUGACCAGUAUUUCUUCGGGUAAUGGUUUUGCCAUUCCAUUCGAAGUAUCUCCAGCAGAUAUGAGCAGAAGAUUCUUUGAUAUCUCUAUUCAUCAUCCCCAGCAUGAUAUAACCGAUAGACAACUCAUACGAUACGUGUGGAUGAGACAGAUUGGCUUUAUUGCCCCUAAUUUAACACUUUUAGGACCAACUUCUUCGGUAGAUAGUUUAACCGUGUCCUUUUUAAAGGAUUUGGAAGAACAGCAUCGCUCAACCAUUCCAAAUAUCCUAAAAACUUCCUCUAGAAUUGUAGUACCUUUGCAAUUCUCCCAUUGUUCCUUGUGUAGAGUUCCAGUAGGAAGCAAUGGAAAGUUUGUCUCCACUUGUACAAAAGUUAGUGAGAAGAACGAUAAUGAGGAGCAAGUUCAUGCUCUUUUAUGCAAGGCUUGUCAACAUCGACAAGGAAGAAUGUCGAUGGAAACCUUUCAAUCUUUUUUAACAUCUCUUAUGGUAUUUGAUAAAGCUUUGCAAUCUCAAGAUAAUGAAUAGACUUGCAAGUAAUAAAUAUUAUCUACCUUAA